This is a messenger RNA of Ipomoea nil (Japanese morning glory), 1348 nucleotides long. Its product is annotated as purine permease 3-like. Gene Ontology annotation, molecular function: purine nucleoside transmembrane transporter activity. The transcript has 2 exons. Bases 41 to 1120 code for a protein of 359 amino acids. Gene Ontology annotation, cellular component: membrane. NCBI's taxonomy places the organism in Eukaryota, Viridiplantae, Streptophyta, Magnoliopsida, Solanales, Convolvulaceae. The record is from RefSeq and is a predicted model, not a curated record.
CAAAUUAAAGCCAAUCAAAGCGGAUCGGAGUUGAUUAGACAUGGAAACAACUGAGGAUAAUAGGUCUUCUACCAUGUGGAGAACAUUCAUGCUCGUCUUCAACUGCAUAAUACUAAGCAUAGGAAACUGCGGCGGUCCUCUUAUCUCCCGCCUCUACUUCCUCCGCGGCGGCAGCCGGAUUUGGUUCACAAGCUGGCUAGUAACCGGCGCCUGGCCGCUCACUUUAAUCCCUCUAGCCGCCGCAUACAUUUUCCGACGCACAACCGAAGGCUCCACUACAAAGCUCUUCUUCAUAACGCCGAAGAUGUUCGCCUCCGCCGCCGCCAUCGGCGUCCUCACCGGCCUCGACGACUACCUCUACAGCUACGGCGUGGCGAAGCUCCCCGUGUCCACCUCCGCGCUCCUAAUCGCCACCCAGCUGGCCUUCACCGCCGGAUUCGCGUUCCUGCUGGUGAAGCAGAAGUUCACGGCCUACUCGAUCAACGCCAUCGUGUUGUUGACCAUGGGCGCCGGAGUUUUGGCCUUCGGCGCCAGCAGCGACCGGCCCGCCGGGGAGAACACCAAGGAGUAUAUUCUCGGGUUUGUUUUGACGCUUUUAGCGGCACUUUUGUAUGGGUUUAUUCUGCCAUGGAUAGAAUUGAUGUACAAGCAGGCAAAGCAGGCGAUCACCUAUACGUUGGUUUUGGAGAUCCAGUUGGUGAUGUGUUUCUUUGCUACUCUUUUUUGUACCAUUGGGAUGAUCAUAAACAAGGAUUUCCAGGCAAUUUCAAGGGAGGCAAAUGAAUUCGAAAUGGGAAAAGCGAAAUACUAUUUGGUGGUAAUAUGGACUGCCAUCAUUUGGCAGUGCUUUUUCGUCGGAGCCGUCGGUGUGAUAUGCUACGGUUCCUCGUUGUUGUCCGCCGUUGUAAUCGCCGUCUUGCUUUCCGUCACGGAGGUGCUAGGCGUCGUCUUCUACGGCGAAAAAUUCCAAUCUCAGAAGGGUAUCUCUCUGGCUCUCUCCCUUUGGGGUUUCGUCUCCUAUUUCUAUGGAGAUUUUAAAAGUCUCAAGACCAACAAGACAAUCAACAAAAGUCAAAACUCAGAGGCUCAAAUGGCCCAAACGCAAACCCUUCCUAUGUAAUCUACUCCAUUAUUAUAUAUAUUGAGAUUUCCAACAAAAAUGGUCUCAUUCAAUAAAAUUUAUAGUUAGUUCCAAAUACAUUUGGGAUUGAUUUACAAUUUGAUGUAUGAGUGUCCUGACUGUGAUAUUGUAAGGUAAAAGACAAGGAGUAAAUACAGAGGUAGUACUGGAUUCUUAGUAUUUGUACUAAAAAUUAAAUGUGAAGUAUAGUUUGGGAUUUGCAGAAUA